Molecule: messenger RNA, 767 nt
Organism: Rotaria sp. Silwood2
Lineage: Eukaryota; Metazoa; Rotifera; Eurotatoria; Philodinida; Philodinidae
Source: the annotation of a GenBank genome assembly
AUAAAAAUUCAAUUUCAAGUAGAUAUUCGGAAUCUACUCAUUGAGCUCUAUCGAAUGAUGUAUGUUUCGAAAAAAUUCAAGAAUGCGUGAACGUUUCGAAUUUCCCGCACCUUAAGUUUUCAUGAAAUUUGUUUUUCUUAUUAUAUAUUUGAAUGAUUUGUUUUUGUUUAGGGUGUAUGUUGUGAUGAUGGUCGACAUUGUUGUCCAAAAGGCACGCAAUGUCAUUAUAAGUCUUCAACAUGUAUUAUAUCUUAGUUACAUUUUUUUUUCUCAAAUAAAAUUCUUCUUGCUUUAACAUCAAAUAUUAUUGUUAGAAUUGAUUUUGAUUAGAAAAAAAUGAAAACAACAGAAUGAGAUUGAGGAAUUAUGAUGACUCUUAUAAAUGAUGAUUCAUUGAAAUAAAUAUUUCUUAUAUAGUUCUUUUUAUUUAAUAAAUAAAAUUCUUUUUUGUUAAAAUGUCAUUAAUAAAUAAAUGUUGGAUAAUUGUUUGUAUAAGUUAUACACAUCAAUAGCAUCGUCAAUUAACAGAUAGGUUAAAAUCAACUCAUAAUGGUGAUAUUCUUAUACAUGCUGGAGAUAUAACGAAUUAUGGUCGAGGUUCAAAACCAUUUGAUGAUUUUGCUCAAUGGUUAAGUGAACUUUCAUUUAAACAUAAAUUAAUUAUUGCUGGAAAUCAUGAUUCAAUUUUAAAUCGAUUUUUAAAUCAUCUACAAUUCUUACAAGAUGAACAGAUGAUUAUUGAUGAUUAUCUUCGUAUAUAUGGUUGA